AUGCAAGCUGGCCCCAUUGAAUCCUCGUACCUGACACCUCUCUUGCGGGCGGCCUCGUUGCCAUCUGAACCGUAUUCGGCCCCGCUCACUAGCCGUAUCAAUCGUCUACCGUCACUGGCACCUCGCUUGCCGACACUGCCGAGCCUUAUGAGCACGCUUGCGGCACAGAGUAGCUACGCCACAUCAAUCAAGGCAUCACCGACUCGUACGUCGUCAUCGAUCUCAUUCCUGCUAAACCCGCCGUCUCGUCAAGGGGUGGAUGUGCAGUUUGAUCAUCUCUUGCCCCAGCCGUACGCUCCUGUUGCGUCGCCUGUUCCAUCCACGAUGCUGUAUCACCCGUACGCGAACGCUGCGUCCUCGGCACCCAUGACGACGAGCUUGCUUCAGACACGAGAUGGUAUGUCGCAGCCCAAGAAGAAACGCAAGACACGCAUUUGCAAGUCGGAGGGGUGUGAAAAGUACGUGGUGGACCGCGGGCUUUGCAUUCGUCAUGGCGGUGGCAAGCGCUGUUCUGUCGAGGGCUGCAACUGCCGCGCGCAGAACCGCGGACUAUGCUGGAAGCACGGUGGCUACACGCGCUGCACGGUGGAGGGGUGUACAAAGCGCGCCAAGUCGCGUGGCAUUUGCUGGUCGCAUGGCGGGGGCACUCGCUGUAAGCACGGCGGGUGUUCUAAGAUUGCAGUAUCGCAUGGUUUGUGCUGGGCGCAUGGUGGUGGUAAACGCUGUCUGGUGGAGACGUGUCAGAAGCCUGCAUACGAGCGCAACGGUAAUUUGUGUGCCGAGCACUGCACACAGCGGACACAACCGCAAGUCACCACACCCGUGAUUAACUAA
Peronospora belbahrii is the source of this 834-nucleotide messenger RNA. NCBI's taxonomy places the organism in Eukaryota, Oomycota, Peronosporomycetes, Peronosporales, Peronosporaceae. The record is from the annotation of a GenBank genome assembly.